This is a messenger RNA of Salvia miltiorrhiza (redroot sage), 1806 nucleotides long. RefSeq names its product protein FAR1-RELATED SEQUENCE 5-like. Gene Ontology annotation, molecular function: zinc ion binding. The transcript has 3 exons. Bases 1 to 1806 code for a protein of 601 amino acids. NCBI's taxonomy places the organism in Eukaryota, Viridiplantae, Streptophyta, Magnoliopsida, Lamiales, Lamiaceae. Gene Ontology annotation, biological process: regulation of DNA-templated transcription. The record is from RefSeq and is a predicted model, not a curated record.
AUGGUUACUAGAACCAAUUGUGAGGCAGAAUUGGUGGUAUCAAGAAAGGAUGAAGGGCCAUUCGUUGUGUCCGUUUUCGAAACAGUGCAUAACCAUGAAUUGAUGGCAACUGACAUGUCGUACAUGCUCAGAUCAAACCGCAAUCUGAACAUUGGUCAUCAGUCUAUUCUGCAAGCUAUGAAAGAGGCUGGUAUUGGCCGGUUAUCCAAAUUGGCAAAUGAGGAUGCUUCGGAUGUGCUUAAAUACUUUGCCAGUAAAUCCAAUGCAGAGCCUUUUUUCUUCUGGAAGCACGAAUGUGAUGAGGAUGGAAGAUUGAUGAAUUUCUUUUUUCGGGAUUCUAGAAGUGCUUUAGACUAUGAAUCAUUUGGUGAUGUUUUAUCUUUAGACACUACAUAUCGUACGAAUCGGUAUAAUCUGAUUUGUGCUCCUUUUGGCGGCAUAAAUCAUCACUCUCAAAAUGUGAUGUUCAGAAUGGCCUUUCUCUCUGAUGAAACCACAGUUACAUUGAAGUGGUUGUUGCAGACCUUUCUUGAGUCUAUGCAUGACAAAGAGCCUGGGUUAAUAUACACUGAUCAGACAUUGGCUCUGAUGAAGGCCAUUGAUGAAACUUUUACGAGUGCGAAGCAUCGCUUGUGCCAAUGGUAUAUCAAUCAGAAUGCACCUGGGCAUUUUGGAAACUUGAAUGGCAACAAGGAGUUCAAAGAAUUGUGGUAUAAAUGCAUGAACGGGGUUGAUACUGAGACAGAGUGGGAGGAGACAUGGAGGCACAUGAUGGAAACCUAUUCACCCCGUAAAGUUCGAUGGUUUUCUGAUAUGUAUUUGCUACGUAAACGGUGGGCAUCGGUUUUCACAAGAGAUAUCUUCUCUGCUGGGCUAUUGGCAACGUCUCGCAGCGAGUCCACCAACAAAGUGAUGAAGGAGAUCUGUCGUUCGAGCACGUCGUUAUUUGACCUUGUAAAUAAGUAUGACGGCAUACUCCAAAAAUGGCGACGAAGAGAAAGUGAAGAGGACAUGAACUGUAGAUGGUUACCUGGCCAAUAUGUAGGAAACAAUGAACUUCUGACUCAUGCAGCUAGUGUGUACACACGUGCACUUUACAAAGCAUUUGAGGAAGAGGUCAAGGCUUCCUUCAAUGUUAUUCUUGGAGAAUUUCCAGAAGAAGUUGGUGAAUGUCUGUGGUUUAACGCUACUUCAACUGGUCUCCACUCACGUCUGAGGGUGAUUCAGUUUAACCGACAUAGUUCCCAUGCCACCUGUAGUUGUAGGAUGUGGGAAUCAGAAGGAAUUUUGUGCAGGCAUAUUGUCAAAGUAUUUUACUUGAAAAACGUUUUCCAAAUUCCAGAUGAUCUCAUUUUGAAGCGAUGGACGAAGACGGCCAAAUUUGGUGAAUCUUUUCCGCUCAAUGAUUGCCUACACGGUGGAACAAUGAACUAUAUGUUAUUUGUGAAUAAGUGUAUGCGUGAUGUGUAUGAGAUGGCCACAUCAAGUAAGGAUUCAGAAGUGGCUUGUUCAGCGAUACUAGAGCAAUUAGCUAACCUGCGAUUAGAGGUAUCAAAGAUUGUUGGUAGUCCUAUAAAGCCGUGCGAUGGACCAGAGCCCACGAGUGGGAAAGUUUCCAAUAAAAUACAGAAUCCAAAGAAGAUUAGAGAACGAGUUUAUGUAAAGAAGAAACGUGUUGAGGGAAGAACAAGUACAAAACCUAAACGAACACAACGGGGGACGAACACCACGAUCAAUUUCAUGAACAUUGAUGAAGAUGAUUCAGCCGAUUCAGCCGAGGAACAGAUGGUGAAUGCUGGCCUUUGA